AUGGAGGAUGUCUGGAAAUGGGAUUAUUGGUGUCAGUUGCAGCCUAAAACGGGUAAAUGUACUGAAGAAGAACACUUCUAUUACGAUGCCCAGAUAGACGCAUGCCAGACAUUCAUAUACUCCGGAUGCGAUGGCAAUCAAAACAAUUUUGCCAAGUUAAUUGACUGCGAACGCCAUUGUAAAGAUUGUACCUACAGUUCGCAAGUUCAAAGUGUGAGAGAUCCAUGCUUCAUUGGCGAGUUCAGCUGUAGUGACACCACGGCAUCACAAUAA
This is a messenger RNA of Spodoptera exigua (beet armyworm), 273 nucleotides long. The record is from the annotation of a GenBank genome assembly. NCBI's taxonomy places the organism in Eukaryota, Metazoa, Arthropoda, Insecta, Lepidoptera, Noctuidae.